Messenger RNA from Dreissena polymorpha, 6319 nucleotides. Its product is annotated as phosphofurin acidic cluster sorting protein 2-like. The record is from RefSeq and is a predicted model, not a curated record. Gene Ontology annotation, biological process: protein localization to plasma membrane. Bases 9 to 2603 code for a protein of 864 amino acids. NCBI's taxonomy places the organism in Eukaryota, Metazoa, Mollusca, Bivalvia, Myida, Dreissenidae. The transcript has 22 exons.
AGAAAAACAUGGCUGACAAACAUGACAGUUCGUCUGCCCAAAGUGGACAAAAAGUAGUGUCUAUGAAAAUAUUCGCUUCAGUUGAGGUUGAAAAAUCAUCCCCCAAUUGUGUUCCUAGAAAUUGUAGUUUACGUCUUACUAGAUUGAUGGUUCUGAAGCCUUUAGAAAAUGAGCUGACAUCAGUGAUAAUAGCUAUGAAAAUGCAGAGUUCCAAAAGGGUUCUGCGCUCAAAUGAAAUUGAGAUGCCAAUUUCUGGAAUAGCAGAUGUUCCGUUAGAUAUAUCUUUUAGUCUUCAGUAUCCCCAUUUUCUGAAGAGAGAUGGCAACAAGCUGCAAGUGAUGCUUCAACGAAGGAAGCGCUACAAAAAUCGGCCCAUUAUAGGCUACAAGACCCUGGCAAUUGGGCACCUGAACAUGGCUGAGGUGCUGCAGCACUCUUCCAGCAAGGAGCUGAGCCUGUACACAGACGGUAAGGACCACAAGAUCCUCGUGGCCAAGGUGGGUAUGCUCAACAUCUCCAGUACACCCAUCGACAAGGAGGAGAACCAGAAUGGACGAAGGAAACCUGGCGCCUCUGAUGUUGAUCGCUCACCUGACAUCGAUGCAGACUCUGAAGAAGAUGAGAAUGAGGAGGAGAACUGGUCCAAUGACGAGAUGUCAGACAGUGAGCCUACUAUGCUGGAUGAUGGACAUUUACGCAAGAGGGGCGUUGGGCGAUCCAAAGUCAGGCCCACAAUGAACAGGCAAAGGAAUCUGAAACAGAAGUUUGUGGCACUAUUGAAAAGAUUUAAGAUAUCAGAUGAGGUCUUGGACGCGGAAGCCGACAAUGUGUUAGGGGAUGGUGGCAACCCUGGCGAUAUAGAAGACCUCAUUGAGCAGUUGGAGGACCUCAGUGACAGUGACCCUGACCUGGACACCAUGAGUGUCAUGUCCACUCCAAAACCAAGGCUCAGACCUUUCUUCACUGGAAAAGGCAGUACUCAUGACAUAGAUUGUCAGAGUCUAACAGAGGAUACUUUACGAGCAAAUGUAAACAGUGACGACAGUUCUAAUAGCCAAGCCGAACGCGACACAGAUCCUGAAAUAUUAGAGGCUCCCAUGUCCACUAGUUUAGACGUUCCAACUUGUAGGGAACCAGUAAAAUCAGAGCCUUAUAAGCGUAACUCACACCCGCAAACACUGAGCACUCUGCAGAAACCCCCGAUACAACGUGAGCGGAGCACCUCAUAUAAGGAGAAGGCGGAGAAAAAGUCAAACCGUCCUUUGGAUCGUUGCAAUAGCACUGGCUGGGUAGACCAGUCGCCCCGUAAAGUGCUGCUGGACCAGCUGAGCUCAGUUCUGGGGGCCUCGGACGACAAGCUGCCCGACAGCCUCUUCCUGGUCAACACGGCAGACUGGCAGGGCCAGCUGCUGGUACAGAAGCUGCAGGAGAAGCCAUUGAGAGUUAUCUGUACAUGUUCAGAGGCAGAUGUGCGGGCAGCAGUCAACGGCAUCGUCUCAAAGAUUCAGAAGUUUUGCAAUUUCAAUUCUCGUAGUCCCCAUGCCAUAAAGCUUGUGAUAUCUGGUGGUGACUCCUACAUCAACUCUGUAUUGCGGCCAUAUGUCGAGCAGUUUGCAGCCAAAUCACCAGACUGGCAGAACUAUGUGAAAUUUCUAGUCAUACCACUAGGCUCCAGUAUGCUGGGCAAGUACCUGGCACAUAUAGACAGCACUUAUGGCAACUUGUUCAUGGAUUACGCCUGGAAGGAAACCUUUGACAAGACAGAAGUCUCCAAACUAGAGUCUCAAGAAGUGUACAAUCGUGUGUCCAAGUAUCUGAGCACAGCUGGAGGAGUGACACAGAUACCCAUAGCAGAGGCAAUGGUCAUGUGUAAAGGGAAAGGGAGUGAUGAAGAAUCAAAUCAAGUCUUUGUGCCAUUCUUGUGUGAGGUGAAGGUGGGCAAUGUAGAGCUGAUGAUGACCAGCAUGGACCUCGAGGAGCAGGCCCCCCAACAGCCGGGCACCCUCUCCAGCUCUCCACCACAGAAUGUGCUCACUGUGGAUAAAUUGCUCUCCACACCGCCCAACACGCCCAACGUCUCUGCCAUCACACCUUUCACUGGGCUGACUCCUCCCUCUGCCAGUGUGCCCCAGUCUCUUGCAGGCCGAGAGUAUGUGGAGCUGCAGGUGGACUACUGGACCGGCAGCAACAAACCAGAGUCCACUGACAAGGUAGACAAAUCUAGCAAGAAGGACAGCAAUAAAGUCUCUCUCAAGUCGGCGUUCAAGUACCUGCAGGUCAGCCGUAUAGGCUCCACGGCCCCUGUACACCCCCUGGCUGAUAAUCAGACGUUCCCUUUCCAGUUGACUGUAGUGACGAGGGAGAAAAAACAGAAAAUUCGCAUUGGUAAAAAGUCAAAAGAAGCGGAGAACAAGACUGCCAUAUAUGAGGGAAUAAGCCGUUUAAUAUGUACUUCAAAGACCCUAAAUCACUCCCUUAAAGUGACUGUAGAUGGAGUUGACUGGCCCGGGGUGAAGUUUUUCCAGCUGUCCUCACAGUGGCAGACCCAUAUAAAGCAGUUCCCAGUGUGUGUGUUCAUCAAUGAUAACACGCAAGUCACAUGACGGCAGGCUAAACCACAGUGAUCUUGUUGUCAAUAAUGGCUAAUGGCGUCCACCUUGGUGCAAUAUUUAUUGCCAACGUAGCUGUAUUCAGUUUGCACAGGGGCCAAGUGAUGAUGUACAAGUGUGUACUGUACUAUGUGGUUUGAUGUUUUGACCUGUGGAACGAUGUUUUGUUGGACAUUUACCUGUAUGUGCAAUGAAUCAACCUGCAAUUACCUUUGUAAAAAGAUUCAGACAAUUCUGUGUUCUGUUCCAAAAUGUGCUUUUUGUAUUAAUUAAUUACUUACAACUUGUACACCUUUAAGCAUUUAAUAGUUUUAUAUUGAAUUUCACUAGUAUUAUUUUUCUGUCCCAAUUUUAUAUUUAAAAAAAUACAUAAAUCAAAUGACAUUCAGCAAUAAAUGUAAAAAAAUAUCAUAUGGCUAGUUAAAUGUCAUGAACUUUGCAUCUCAUGUAAGUGUUAGAUUUACAUGAUAUCCAAACAAAGUUUGUAUUGAAUAUCCAAUUCGACUUUGUAUAAGCAGAGACUACUUGCCUGUAAAUGAUAUGAUAUUACUGUAGCUUUAAAUGUUGUUCAUCAUCGUCUUCCGAAUGUAUUGCUAUAGUUGAUAUAACAUAAAGGACCCAAUAAAAGACGGGAUCUUCCGAAAAGUUAAUAAUUUUGCCAAAACAAGGACAGUUCUUAUCGUAGAUAAGAAUAGUAGCUUAUUCUGUGUAUUGGAGAUGUCAUAAUAAAUAUAUGUCUUCAGAUAAGAACAGAUUUGGAAGAAGCAAGUUUGUGAGAAAGUUUUUUUGUCACUCAGAGUUCAUAUUUCAUAUAUAUGUUAGUUAGCGAACCAACUUUUUGAUUAAUGAAGUUAUUCAAUUCUAUCAGAGUAAAUAAAUUUUUCAGAAAUGCUUUCUCAAAGUACAAUGAAUAUGUUAAACAAGGAAUCAUGUGAUAACAUGGGCUGUAUCCAAAAGACUAAUAAUGAUUAAAUUGCUCAGUGACUCGUCUUGUACCUUUAUUGUUUGCUAUAAGAAUAACUAAUUUUUCUACAUUACAAGACAUCCAUUUUGCAAUUGUUUUAGUUUUAAUUACUUUACCUGUUCUGUUGGAAAAUGCCAUGAAUUGUUAUCAUAACACAUCCUUGAUUAUCAAAAUCCCUGGCCGUUGCAUUUUCAACGAAAACAGUUUGCAUUAUUCACCAAUGUUUGUAAUACGCAUUGUUUUAUUGUACUUAAUCAUAGGUUUAUUCCAAUCCAUGAAAUCUUUGUAAUAAAUUCACUAAACAUUUAUUUACAAUUUUAUACUUAUUUCUGUUGCAUUUCACAAAAUUUCUACAUAUCUUACUAAUAUCAAUUGGCCAUUAGUUGAAUUUUGUAGAGCUUGGUUGUGGAAAGCUUGGUAUAGCAGUCACAAAGGUCCAAUGUAUGUGUAUGCUUGCAUUUGAGGGGCGCUUUGUGAAAAAGGGGUUUAAUGCAUGUGCAUAAAAUGUCCUCCCAUAUUAACUUGUGCAGUCUGCACGGGCUUAUCAAGGACGACAUUUUCCGCUUUUAUGGUAUUGUUGAUUUAAAGUUUCUUUUUCACAUAAAUCCAGUUUAGGCAGAAAGUGUUGUUCCUGAAUAACCUGUAUGGACUGCACAGGCUAAUCUGGGACGACACUUUACACACAUGAAUUAAACCCACUUUUCACAGAGAACAGCCCAUUUGUUUAUACAUCUGGGCUUGUCUGGACUUAACUUUGUCAUUUAUUGUGCAAUUUUACAAUGACUUUCCACAAAUGUUCAGUAUUGUGAGACAACAUUUUGUGGGUAACAUCUUUCUCCCUCCCCAAAAGGUCAAGGUCACACUUUGUGGUCAUAUGUCAAAUUGAGCCUUAAAACAGCUUGUCUGGACUAUAACAUCAUGGCAAUUUUGAAAAAAUUUGCUAAAAAUGUUCACCAUGAGGAGAACGUUUGUCACCACUUAAGCCAAGGUCAAGGUUACACCUUAGGCCAAAGGUAUAACAUGUGGAUGCUACAGCUAGUUAAUUAAUUUCAAUCAUUAUUGACAAUGGACUUAAGAUGUAGCAGAUAGGUAAGUUGUAUGUUAGAAGAGCUUUGUGAACAAAUGUUCGUGUAGAAAUCUCUGUUAUAUGAAUGUAUAAGUCUGUAUCUUUGUUUGUACUUUUAGUUAUUCUGCUUUUAUUCUUAAGUUUUAUGAAUUUUGUUAUUUAGUUAUUAUGCUAUGUUUUGUUCAACUGUGAUACUAUGAUAUUCUUAGUGUAUACUUAUUCAAAUGUAGGUUAGAAAGCAUGUAAAAGUACUUAAUCAUUUAAGCUGCAGUGUGAAUUUUGUUACAUCUUUUUAUUGUGUUUUAAAAUUAGAGCAUGUAAUUACACUGCAACAAAGAUAGGUUAUUUUCUGUUUUUAUUGGUUAUUUUAGGUUAUUAUGUUUGUUCCUUUAUGAUGUUUAAAUUCUCUUCUGAAACUGAGUAUUCAGUUUUACCAAACAUGCAUUGAUGCUAUUCGUUUUCCAAAGUAAUGUCUAAUAACUCUGACUCAGUAGAUAUUCAGUUGUUUGAUUAAAGUAUUUUAGAUUAGUUUUGAAAGAAUGUUGCAAGUAUUUAACAAAUUUCAUGAAGAUAUAACUUUUAUGUUAUUGAAAUUCUUAGAAGUUCUUAUCAUGUUGGAUGCAACUUGUCUAUCUCCCAGAUCAAUGUACCUGACAUUUACGAACUGUAUGCCAUAUUAAAUUUUUGACCAGGUUUUCCGAAGGAAAAAACUGGUUAAUAGAUUGGCGAAUGUCGGCAGGUGGGCUGGUGGGCCAAACAAGCUAGUCCGGGCCAUAACUUUGUCGUUCAUUGUGAGAUUUUAAAAUCAUUUGGCACGUUUGUUCAUCAUCAUUGGACAGUGUGUCGCGCGAAAGAAUUACGUCGAUAUCUACAAGGUCAAGGUCACACUUUUUAUUCAAAUUUCAAAAAUGGCCAUAAAUGAGCUUGUCCGGGCCAUAACUAUGUCGUUCAUUGUGAGAUUUUAUCUCCAAGGUCAAGGUCGCCACGACUAAAAAUAGAUCAAUUUUUUUAAACAAGGAUAACUAUGAACAAUCAGUAACAAUGCACAUUUUGAGUAUCCCUUUACCAGAUUAUUUUUUUCAAAUUGAAAUUAAGUUUGCCACGAGUAAAAAUAGAUUGAGUUGAAACAAGGGGGGUAACAAUACACAUUUUGAAUUGUCUCCCUUUAUCAGACGUUUUUAAAAAUUGAAAACCUGGUUUUGUGACAAUUUUGUCCCUUGAUAAUUAUUGUCUUUUUUUAAACUUGGUUUUAUUUUGUGCAUUUGUUGACUGCAUACAUAAACCAGUGUCAUGUUCAGUGUUAUACUUUCACAUAAAUGUAAUUAUAUUCCAAAAUUUGUAAAUUGAAAUUGUUACAAUAUAUUUGCAAAGCAUUCAUGCAUAGUUUGAAUCAUAUUUGUUGGAUUAUAAAGGGUUAUCCUUGAGUUUACUGCACUUAAUAAUCAGUUUUGAAACAGGCAAUAUUAUACAUGCAUUUCCAGAUGCACCAUAUACAGUAUUUUUGUUUUAAGUCAUAAUUGUGUUCAGAUAUAUGGACUUUGUAUUUUUCAUUGUAGUUGUAAAUUGCAUGUUUUCAGUAUUUAAAUCCCGGUAUAUCAAAGUAGCAUUCUACUUGUUUGUAACAAUCAUGGUAUUUCAGCAGUUAUUCAAUGUUAACCCAUUAAAAGUAUCUGAAUUGUG